AUGGCUACAGUGGGCACAGACAAGGAGCUCAGCGACCUGCUGGAUUUCAGCGCGGUGAGACAUCUUUACUGUCAACAGCCUUAGAAUAUCUUUGUUCCCAAUACUAUAAUAUAUUUGUCCUGAACACCUCCUUCGGGUAUAAAGUAGGUUGUUUGUAGUCUAGUACACAUAAUCUCUUUUAUAUUUAGAUAAAUAGUUUAUGUACACAGUAACACUUCAACACACCUUUUUCUUGUAGAAACAAGACAGUGUAUAUAAAUCCAAACCCAUCAAGAUAGACUUGCCAAUGACCAUUUGCUAAAAUGUCUCGUAACUAUAAUAAAGUACGUGUUUUUUGUUGUAUUGUUUGAGAUAAAAGGUUGGUACGUAAACUGAAUAGCAUGUUUUCAAUCAGCCUGUGUUGUCAUUGGGCAGUUUUUGUGAGUCACUCGCAUCAAUGACUAACUCAUAGCUUGGCAUUUUUUAGAUUGCUUCACACUGUUGACAGCUGCGGUAGUCUUAACUGAAAACGACUAAAUCCUUCUAUCGGAUAGGUUCAAUUAGCGCCUAGCACCGAACAAUGUAACAUCAGAGGUGUAAUGUAAUCGUUGUUAUUGUACUUUGGUGUCUAUUAAGAGCAGCUUUGGGUUCCUGUAGUCUAAUGAAGAUGACACGUUUUGUGAAGUGUUUCAUACAGGCUAGCCAUUUUUCUCAAGACAUAGAUGUCAAAAGGAGACUUCUGCUUGUUUUUUUUAAAGUUCAGGGCCCAUAUCCACAAAGAGUGCUGAUCUAGCUUCAGUUUGGACUUUUAGAUCAUAAUGAAUGCUUGUAUGGACAGAUCUGAGAUUAGCACUCCUACUCUGAGAUGCUUUGUGGAUAUGGCCCCAGGGCCUUUUAUUUUUAUACCCCAUUUCUGGUUGAAUGUUUUUGACCCAGUGUCUGUCUCUGUUUCAGAUGUUUGCACCACCGGUGUCAAAUGGGAAGAACAGGCCCACCACUCUAGCCAGCAGCCAGUUUGGAGGCUCCGGUAAGACCUGCCCUUUUGGUUUUAAUACAACAAUAAAUGCCCACUGACUGCUUACGGCUCCCAAUUUAGCUUUUCAAUAAAGCCUAAUUAUGGUACAAUCAUUUAAGCAUUUCAGUUAACAUGGUCUUCGUCAGGUCACCUUGGUGAUAGUACAACAACAUUUUGACCAACAUGGUCUUCAUAUGUGACCAUAUGAUCAAAAAUGGUCAAAAUCCUCCUUUCCCCUACUUCUCAUCUAAAGCUGCUCCAGUAAGGUUGUUAUUGCUUGUUAAUGGUCCCCUAUAGAUGUCUUUAAGGAACAGCAUGGCAGCGAUGGGCUGUUAAAACCCUUUCAACAACACUUUCUUAUUUGUCUUCGGAGAACCCUCCCCACUGUCCCACCUCUGACCCCUUCAUCCCCCCCGCUGUCCCUCCUCUCACUGCCCCGUAGGGAGUGCUCUCAGUGAGGUCAAAUCACAGUAGCUGUAUCAAUAAUCUAAAUAUCCUAAAAUGGCUUUGGCUAAAAUGGCAUACUGUCCUUCAUUAUCACUGAUGGGUCGAAGGAUUGGAUAUGAUUCCACCAUAUUGCUUCCACCAGUCUUCUCCUUCCAGAUGUUUGUUAAUAAAGUUCAUAAGGAAAAGGAAGCAGCUCCAGUCUUCCCCUCCCGGUGUCCCCUCCCUCACCUUCCCAGCUGCUGCCUCUCCAUCACGCUCUAUUGAGGGUGUUAAAACAGGAGGGGUGAUGGGAAAUGACCGUAUUCACCCCCAAAUUCCCAAUCACUCACCCUGUGGGGGGAAAAACUAUUUCCGUUAUUCUUCGCUUCUCCUCACCCCCAAACAACUAACCAACCACCAUCCCUCAAUAGACCACAUCUCCUUUUGUUGAUAACCAUCCAAGAUCAACACAAGAACCAUGCUCUACAUCAGGGUUCUUCAAUUCCGGUCCUGGAGGGCCGAAACACCUCUAUUUUUCAUCCUCUCCUUCUAAUCAGGGGCUAAUUCAGACCUGGGACACCAGGUGACUGCAAUUAACUACCAGGUAGAAAUAAAAAACAGAAGUGUUUCGGCCCUCCAGGACCGGAAUUGAAGAACCCUGCUCUACAUCCAACUUGCAUCCUCUCUGUCUCGGCCUCAAACCACUUUCCUUCAACCCUCUCUCACCCCCCCAAUCACUUGUCCUCUCCUCUCCACCAAUCAUUUUCCUUCACCCCCUCUUCUCCUCCAAUCACCUUCUUUCGCCCUCCUCGAUCCCCUGAACCAUUGAUGUAGGUAUUUUCAGGUCGUACCUGAAAAGAAACAGGAUAUUGAAGGAGCAGAAAUAAGAUGAAAGGGACGGAGUAGGUGAAGCGGGGAACCAAUCUACAGUGUUUCUCUAAGCUUGAGGGCCACUUAGAUUUUCUUUUGUAGCGACAAAAGGUGCACGCUUACAGAAGAAGGCUGUUACUGUUCUCAAUCCAACGGCUGCUCCUGGUAUUGUGUGGCAGCCCUCAGCACAGGUCUCCACAAUGCUCAUCAGAGGCCAAAACAAAGGGAUUGGGCCGCAGAGAGAGAAGUAGAUAGGCAGGCAGCAUAUGUGGCCCAGUGUAUGAUUUCACCCUGGAAGCCCCCUACCCAUCAUCUCACAAUGAGGAGGAAGAGGCUCUCUGAGGGAAGGUUCCUAGUCUCUCUGCACUACCAUCUCCUUGGUAGCAUUGGUUAGUAUCUGCUCUGCCUUGCCUUUUUUAUAGAUUUGAUUUAGAUGAGCUGUAGUUAUUUUUUAGUGCUCAUCCCUGUAGAGUGGAAAAUGGUUGUCAUGGAUUAGGAUGAAUUUACCCUGACCCAAGGUACUGAUCUAUGGUGAAUGUUGGGGGAAGGGUAAGCUGAUCACAGAUCUGUGUCUUUGGGAGACUUGUACCCAUAAGAACGGUUGUUGUCAUGCAUCCCUAGUUCUCACUGACUUUGGGUGUCUGUGCAAAUCCAUUCCGACCAAGUUUCAUUUACUGGCAAUCAGAAACUGAGAUUCUGAACUGGUAUUUUUAAACUCUGGCUUGGGUUGAAAUGCAAAAGAGGAAAGUAUGCGUUUUGCAUGAACUUUCUGUUCUUUAGGAACUUUCCUUCAUGUGAAUGGAAAUGGUAAUUCAGUAACUUGAUCAGAUUUGCUCUUGAAUUGGAUUCCUUGUGCAGUAUUACAUUUACAUUUUAGUAAUUUAGCAGAUGCUCUUAUCCAGAGCGACUUACAGUUAGUGAGUGCAUACAUUUUUCAUACUGGCCCCCCGUGGGAAACGAACCCACAACCCUGGCGUUGCAAGCACCAUGCUCUACCAACUGAGCUACAGGAGGUAUAGAAGCAUAUUCUGUCAGACUUGAUCAAACCACAACUUUAAACAUAACAUACAUUGUCCAGAAUAUAAUGCUUGUAGCUUCUAACUGAAAUGAUAAAAAAAUUAAUUGCAAUAUGAAAAGUAGCAUGCCUAAUCAUGUUCAAAUGUGUAAUUUCAAGUUGGUGUUGAAUAUUGUCCUCCCAGCAUCAUAACACUGGCUCUUAUUAAUCAUUUCAGGCACAUCAUAUAACACACAAGAUACUGUUGCGUAUCCAUUGUAGACAUUCCCUAAAUCAUAAUCACACUCCUCCUUAAUACUUAUUAGGCAUCAUGUAUUGUGUCUGGGUGACUCACAUUUCUGUCAUACAGGGCAGGGACGGAAGAAAGGAAGAAAGUGUAGACAGCCAGACAAUACACCAAUCAGUGCCAGGGGAAUUAUCCAAUAAAAAAAAAGUGUGUAUGUGCCUGCAUGUUCCCUGUGUGUUGGUUCUGUAGCCUCAUAGCUUGUGUGACUCAGGCUGACUGGUCGUUUCCAGUAUCUCUUCCUGUGGUAUUAUAGACCAGCCUCGCUUAAAGGGGUGGUGAGGCCCGGGUUUAAAGGGGAGACUCGCUAGUGAAUGUGUCUGGCCUGACUCGACCCUCUCGCUCUCUGAGCUAGCGUGCUGUGACGUUCACUCACUCAUUCUUAACUCAGUCACAGAAGUUUCCCUGGGGGGGUAAACCCUAUAAAAGAGGUUAAGGUGUAGAGUUCCUGCCUCCAUGUUUUUUAGGGUUGUUGUCAUCAGCAAUGGCUUGGUAACAUAGUAGACAAACUACUCUCAAGAUUCUUGGUUAAAUGAAUCCGUAUAAUUAGAAUGUGGAGUUCAGUACCGGGUCCUCUCUACAACCAGGGUUCUGUGGACAAGAGCUGUGUGGUUUUCUCUAAUGUUCUUGAUGUCUUAUAUCAGGCUGUCAUGGUAACGACUUGCAAGAGGAAGCCAUUUGAAGUUUGAGAAAACAAAGGAGCGUCUACUUAGACGAGUCUCACUUAUUCUCUCCUUUAUACUAAUCAGUAGAUCUGUUAAUUAGAAGGAAAACGUGGAGACCUAAUGAAUAUGCAUGAAAGCAAUUUUAAUGAUUUUUUACUUCAGAGUUGCUCACUUGCCCUCUCCCUCACUCAAUAUGAGUAAUUUGUGUGGUGUGAAACUUUCUUCAUCUUUUUUUUCUCCCCGGUUCAAACACAACUCCCCCUCCAUACAUUUUAAUACAGUCCAAAUCCCUGCACCAACCUUUAAAAUACCUUGCAAUAAGAGUUGUGGUGCUACUUACUACUUACCCCAGAAGGUCUAGGAGAGCGCUUCCUUCCAUGCAUUCCAGACACCCCUCUUCUCCAUUCGCGCCAUACUUCCUGUCGUCCCUUCCUUCCUCAGGAGAACACAUGAAUAGCCCGAGGUACGAGGUUCUAGCUACCCGCAGAGCUCCCUGUUAGCCCCAUGCCUUUGUGGAUCUCAAUGGUGUCAGUUCAGAUCUACAGCCCCCUCCCUUGCAUCUGUCAGUCUUCCUAAAGAGCAGUAAGGUAUACCCACCAUGUUCAUUUCCUACCCCAGCGGCUAUGCAAAGUCUUCCACAUUCUUCAGAUGACUCCAUUUUAGCCGCCUAUUCAUAGUGUUGACUUGAGGAGGAGUGUGUGGCUUAUGAAGGUCCGGCCUGAUUCAGUAGUAGGAUACCAGACCAAAACUUCCUGAUAAUGUUUGUCGGCAGCCCUCGACAGAGUCAUAGAGAUAUUUAAACGUCCAUUGCAGCCGUUUUUAUCGAUAUCAAAUCAUUUCUGGUUAAUAAUUAAGUACCUUACUGUGAUUUGUUUUAAAUUAAAAUGGUCAAAAAGAAACUAAAUGUGCUUCUUAGCAAAGGGCAAUUUCUCAAGCAAGAAUUCUGAUAGACCGCUCCCAGACAGUCCUGGGUGGGGAGGGGGAAACUGAGAAUUAGCUGUUAUUGGCAGAGAGGUUUGGAACUCUAUUUUUUGGGGUCUAUUAACCAAUGUACUGCAUGGUAAGGCCAAAACUCCAUCCCACCAAAACAGGCUGAAAUUUCAGCCGGUCUUUUCAAACAACUCUUACACUAAAAGGGCAUUAUCAUUUUCACAGUAUUAUUCCAAAACUCAUUUAUUUAUCGCUACACAAUAUUAGGCACAUUUAAUAAUUUGUGCGAGCUAUCUCAUUAAUUGGUUCCUUUGCAAUCCACGCAAGAAAUGUCUAGGGGAAACACUAGUGUCAUUUCAGCAGUGGAAAGGACUGGUCCAUAUGUGUGCUGUUCUAUGUCUGCUGUGUACAUGCCCUCUCUGAGUCUGUUCUACUGCUGGACAUGGAGAGUGACAGUCACGUUGAGGCAACAAACCCCUCAUCUCCUUCAUCUGCGAUUCUGCUGCUAUCUCUCCUAUAGAUCAGUUGUCACGGUGAUAUAGCAGCUCCCUCCACUCUGAACCCAUCAUUCUCCUUGAUGGCAGAUCCAGUCGCGCUUCCAGCCUGCUCCCCUCCGCCCCUCUCCAUUUUUGUUAUUAGACAACAAAACAAAAAUAUGAAUAUUCAUAGAGCAAAGCCUUAUUAAUAUGCACAAUUAUGCAAAUCAGCACACAAUUAAGCAUCAGCUUCCCCCCAGAGAUGCUGGGUAGCGGUAAGAGAGGAGAUGGAGGGGGAGGAGAGAAGGGCAGGAAUUUCUGCUUCACCAAUCUUUAAAAUCACCCUCCCUACUUUCCCCCUUUUCAACGCAAAUCCUUUGACCAGGGACAACAUGCAUGACGUGUACCUCUUAGUCCGUUGUCAUGCGAAGGGAUGGUGGUACGAACAACUGCUGCGUUGCCAUAGACAGGAGUGGAGAGAGAGAGUGAGAGAAUGGCAAAUGUUGAGGAUGAUUGUAGGAGGCUCAUACUGGGUGUUAAUUAUUCAAACUUCCUACAGCUCAUAGCUACACUAAGUGACAGUGUGGUGGCAGAGCUGUCACUGGGAGCUGAAGUUGCAGCGCUCAGCCAAAGGUUAUUUAGAACACUCCCAGCCAGUUAGGAAGCAGCAGUACUUCCUAACUGGGUCACCCUCACUUGCAUAUUGACUUCUAGCCUCUAUCUCCCUAGUACUGGUGUAGAUCUUAAAGGAUUAGAUGGGUAUUGGCAUUCUCUUAAUGGAUCCCCCUUGCCCUCCGAUUGGCUAGGUGGAAUCUUCGCCAUUUUGGUCACAUCUCCAACUUCUCAAACCUACAAAUGCUCAGGGGGAGUACUAGGGACUAGGGGUUUAUUUGGAAUUGGGCAAAUGACUACCAGUCUACUACUAGUUUUGGUCCCUUUCCCUCUCCUUAUCUCCUUUCCUUUUUCAGUCCAACAUGGUUCUGUGUGAGCAGGUCCAACCCUAUGUGUUCCAUGUUCUGUGUUCUAGGUAUGGAUGAGCGGAGCGGUCCUGGCCCCUGGGCAUCAGGAGAACAGAACAGCCCUUCCUUCAACCAGGGACGGGUAAGGGAACACUGCACACUACAUACUGUAUACUACACACUACAGUGACUACACACUGAUCAACACGGACAUGUUUUCUUACACGGAACCUUACUAAUCAUUAAACUGAUAUUGUUUAAUAGUAUAUGACUAGCAGGGCUCUAAAUAAAUAAAAUAAUUGGUAGCACUGGUGCUUUUAACAUAGAAAAGUUAGGAGCACCACAUUUAACAAAAAAAUUUAAGACUAGAAUUAUUAUUGUUUUAAACAGAUUGAGAUACACUACAUGACCAAAAGUAUGUGGACAACUGCUUGUCGAACAUCUCAUUCCAAAAUCAUGGGCAUUAAUAUGGAGUUGGUCCCCCCCUUUGUGGCUAUAACAGCCUCCACUCUUCUGGGAAGGCUUUCCACUAGAUGUUGGAACAUUGCUGCGGGGACUUGCUUCCAUUCAGCCACGAGCAAUAGUGAGGUCGGGCACUGAUGUUGGGCGAUUAGGCCUGGCUCGCAGUCGGCGUUCCAAUUCAUCCCAAAGGUGUUCAAUGGGGUUGAGGUCUGGGCUCUGUGCAGGCCAGUCAAGUUCUUCCACACCGAUCUCGACAAACAAUUUCUGUACAGACCUCGCUUUGUCAUGCUGAAACAGGAAAGGGCCUUUUCCAAACUGUUGCCACAAAGUUGGAAGCACAGAAUCGUCUAGAAUGUCAUUGUAUGCUGUAGCGUUAAGAUUUCCCUUCACUGGAAAUAAGGAGCCUAAACCAUGAUAAACAGCCCCAGACCAUUAUUCCUCCUCCACCAAACUUCACAGUUGGCACUAUGCAUUAGGGCAGGUUGCGUUCUCCUGGCAUCCGCCAAACCCAGAUUCGUCCAUCGGAAUGCCAGAUGGUUAAGUGUGAUUGAUCACUCCAGAGAACAGGUUUCCACUGCUCCAGAGUCCAAUGGCGGCGAGCGUUACACCACUCCAGCCGACGCUUGGCAUUGCACAUAGUGAUCUUAGGCUUGUGUGCGGCUGCUCUGCCAUGGAAACCCAUUUCAUGAAGCUCCCGACGAACAGUUCUUGUGCUGACGUUGCUUCCAGAGGCAGUUUGGAACUCGGUAGUGAGUGUUGCAACCGAGGACAGACGGUUUUUACGCACUUCAGCACUCUGCGGUCACGUUCUGUGUGCUUGUGUGGCCUACUACUUCGCGGCUGAGCCGUUGUUGCUCCUAGACAUUUCCACUUCACAAUAACAGCACUUACAGUUGACCGGGGCAGCUCUAGCAGGGCAGAAAUGUGAUGAACUGACUUGUUGGAAAGGUGCCAUCCUAUGACUGUGCCACAUUGAAAUUCACUGAGCUCUUCAGUAAGGCCAUUCUACUGCCAAUGUUUGUCUAUGGAGAUUGCAAUGCUGUAUGCUCGGUUUUAUACACCUGUCAGCAACGGGUGUGGCUUGAAUAGCCGAAUCCACUAAUUUGAAGGGAUGUCCACAUACUUUUGUAUAUAUAGUGUAUAGCCUACAUUGGGCCUAUAUGAAUCCUUCUUACUUUUGAAACACAUCUCCUGAAGAAGAUAUCACUUUUCCUUUCUUUUUGUGCCACCAAAUCUUUUCAUAUACUGGUGAAGUUACCAAGUUGUUAGAAGGGCUGCACGAUAUGGGCAAAAAAUGUAGUUGCAAUUUUUCAACCAAGUAUUGCGAUAUAGAUCAAAACACUUGGGUGAAACAUUGGAAUCAUAGAAAUAUAAUGAUUAUUCUAAUUCUACGCUUGGUGGUGUUUGUCAUGAAAACAAACAAAAAAGCCAUGUAUGAGUUAUGACGGGGUAGGAACCAAAGUAUUGGUCAGUGUUUCCCAAGGGACUCAUAAUCACAUUGGAAUAUGUUUUUUGUUUUUGGGGGUGGGGUUAGAUCAGCUUUAAUAUUGCAGAUAGAUUGUGGAUUAGAUCAAUGUAAUUGUCUGCAUCAUUUCCAAUCAUUCAUUCAUAUACACACACUACCAGUCAAAAGUUUGGACACCUACUUAUUCAAGGGUUUUACUUUUAUUUUUACAAUUUUUUUUAUAUUGUAGAGUAAUAGUGAAGACAUCAACUAUUAAAUAACACAUGGAAUCAUGUAGUAACCAAAAAAGUGUUAAACAAAUCAAAAUAUAUUUGAGAUUCUUCAAAUAGCCACCAUUUGCCUUGAUGAAAGCUUUGCACACUCUUGGCAUUCUCUCAACCAGCUUCAUGAGGUAAUCACCUGGAAUGCAUUUCAAUUAACAGGUGUGCCUACUUAAAAGUUAAUUGGUGGAAUUUCUUUCCUUCUUUAUGCGUUUGAGCCAAUCAGUUGUGUUGUGACAAGGUAUACAGAAGAUAGCCCUAUUUGGUAAAAGACCAAGUCCAUAUUAUGGCAAGAAUAGCUCAAAUAAGCAAAGAGAAACGACAGUCCAUCAUUACUUUAAGACAUGAAGGUCAGUCAAUCCGGGAAAAUGUCAAGAACUUUGAAAGUUUCUUCAAGUGCAGUCGCAAAAACCAUGCGCUAUGAUGAAACUGGCUCUCUUGAGGACCGCCACAGGAAUGGAAGACCCAGAGUUACCUCUGCUGCAGAGGAUACGUUCAUUAGAGUUACCAGCCUCAGAAAUUGCAGCCCAAAUAAAUGCUUCACAGAGUUCAAGUCACAGGACACAUCUCAACAUCAACUGUUCAGAGAAGACUGCGUGAAUCAGGCCUUCAUGGUCGAAUUGCUGCAAAGAAACCCCUACUAAAGGACACCAAUAAGAAGAAGAGACCUGCUUGGGCCAAGAAACACGAGCAAUGGACAUUAGACUGGUGGAAAUGUGUCCUUUGAUCUGGAGUACAAAUUGGAAGUUUUGGUUCCAACCGCUGUGUCUUUGUGAGACGCGGUGUGGGUGAACGGAUGAUCUCCGCAUGUGUACUUCCCACCGUAAAGCAUGGAGGAGGAGGUGUUAUGGUGUAGGCAUGCUUUGCUGGUGACAUUAUCUGUGAUUUAUUUAGAAUUCAAGGCACACUUAACCAGCAUGGCUACCACAGCAUUCUGCAGCGAUACGCCGUCCCAUCUGGUUUGGGCUUAGUGGGACUAUCAUUUUGUUUUUCAACAGGACAAUUACCCAACACCUCCAGGCUGUGUAAGGGCUAUUUUACCAAGAAGGGGAGUGAUGGAGUGCUGCAUCAGAUGACCUGGCCGCCACAAUCCCCCGACCUCAACCAAAUUGAGAUGGUUUGGGAUGAGUUGGACCGCAGAGUGAAGGAAAAGCAGCCAACAAGUGCUCCGUAUAUGUGGGAACUCCUUCAAGUCUGUUGGAAAAGCAUUCCAGGUGAAGCUGGUUGAGAGAAUACCAAGAGUGUGCAAAGCUGUCAUCAAGGCAUAGGGUGGCUACUACCAACACUUUUGGUUACUACGUGAUUCCAGAUGUGUUAUUUCGUAGUUUUUGAUGUCGCACGGGUGCUCUCAAAAUAAAACUGUCGCACAGCAAAAUAUUUAGUCACAUAUGGGACCAAAUUGGUCGCACUUUAGAGCCCUGAUGACUAGUCUUAUCUGGACUAGGGUUGGGCGAUAUUACGAUAGCGUCGUCUAUCAUCGAUGGUGACGACAUCAUGAUGUGACAGACGAUGGUUUAGCCUAUUUGAACUUGACUGGCGCCACGCAGUAAAAAACCGUCUCGCAGGGCAGCACACCAGUGACAUUCUGAGUAAUUUGCCUAUUUCUAUUUGCUAUAGCCUUAUUUCAGUAAAUGUUCUAGCCUACAGAACACGAGAGGAAUGUAGGUCAGACAGAGUGGAGAAUUUCACCAAAGCAGCACAAAAUGUCCAGUCAGAAAACAUUGUUUCUCUCUGUCGGAUGCAUGGACAUUAGGCUAUAGCCUAAACCGUUUUUGUAUUUAAAUGUUUUAUAACCGACACUCCUUAACUCUUGUGUCGAGCUGUUUAAAAAAAAAAAAAAAAAAGGUAGCCUAUGUUGCCUUCUCUCUCUCCAUCUGAUAGGCUGUGCAUAUGACUGAAGUCUACACUUUAUCGUUUUAUGCAUGACUUUCUCCCGAUCAAACAAUUAAUGUAACGGAGUUCCAUCUCAAAGUUAUUUGAAUAGCCUAAAAACAUAAGCUUAAACUUGAUUAAACUUGUCUUUACAUUUUUCUAUUGGCUAUUGAGAUUUGUUUGUGCUCUCUCAUUAUUAGUCCUCUGGCUACCUUAAGAAAGAAAUGAUCCAUGCGGGCCACGAAAAUCCCUUCAUGCAAGGUUGAAAACAAAAUCGCCAAUAACCUAUCCUACUAUGCCUAUCAUAAAAGCUUUAAGACAAGUUAGCUAUGAACAGUAGCUUAUUUCCCAAAUAUUUUAGCAUACAAAAGCGUUGUCCUAAAGUUGUUGUGGCUUUCAAAAAUAACAAAAAUGAAACUCUAUAGCAUAGGCUCUUCUCAAUCACAGCUUUAUGAGAGAUAUUAUUAAUUGUUCUGUUAUUUUGAGGCAAAUUAUUAUCCAGUUCUAUUUACAGUAGACUGCUUUUGUCCAUCCCAUGAUGUAGGCCUAUAACCUAGCUCACAACGGUAAGACAGCCCGUUCCUCAUCAGACAGUCACUUGUUCCAUCAUGUGUGCGCCAGACACACACAAACCUGUUCUGCUCCUCCACCAUAAAGGAAUAUUAUAAAUAUUUGCCAUUGCCUGCACUUAGCCUCUGCCCAGGCUUUCAAAAACAUCAUUUCAUUAUGAUUCGUCCAGUUGCGUUAAAUUUUGCGCUACAGCCCAACUGUCGUUUUUAGCGUUGUAUUUUUGUCAUAAAAAAAAUACAAUAAAAUGGGGGGUGGCCAAUAGCAGCGAUAGCAUCGAAUAUCACAAUGUUUAAUGGGUACAUAAUCACGAUAGGACAAAGGUUGACAUCGCCCAACCCUAAGCAUAGAUUAGCCCAAAGAGCCCACAGGCGCAAUGCGUUUGGUUGAAGAGGGGCAUACUGAAUCUGUUUAAGACACAGCAAUUGAUUUUAAGUCUUCAUAUUAUCUCUCUUAUCCCCAUCUCUGUCUCUCUCCCUCCCUCCAGGGUUAUGGCGAAGGAGCUCAUUACAACGAGCACGAAGGCCUCGCUUCCACCCCCUUGUUCGGCUCGGGGAUCGUUGGUAAGGAAAUCUGAAUAUAUUUCCUCCAACCUGGAACAGGAGCAGGUUCUCUCCCCAACCCUCAACCCUUUAAUUAAGCUCAGCUGAUUUGACGUCCCCAUCAAGACAAAGUAAACCCACUAACAGGUCCCUGUGGUCUUGUCGUGUGGCUUUCGGAGCUGCAGUAAGCCACCCCGUAUUUACAAUAAAUGACCAGAAGAAGUGACUACGUAAUGAUGCGUCUUUAGGGGAGCAAAUUGAAAUGUACGUUAGUGAAUGGAGAUGGAGUUGUAUGUGUGUCUCAGAGGAUACAGAGAGGACCUCUCCUACUGUCACUGCAUAUGUAGGACCUCUUCAGGGGCAUUCCAUGUGUGUGGAGGUGACUAGGAGCAUACACAGGGACAGGGUGUUUAGGAGGGGGGGGGGGGGGGGGGGGGGGGGGGUGAGGGGUUUAGGAGCACCCAAGCUCAAACAAACCUCUGCCGGAUUAGUGUGGCCUAUAGCGUGUGUGUGUCUCAGCUGAGCUGUCAGAGGAGGGAGGGGUGUGUGGGGGGGGGGGGGGGGCAUUCAUUACUCCGGGACCCUCUAUAAUGGUCCAAUUUGUUGUUUUGCGCCUGUCCAAAGCCAUAAAUACAACACUUCAUAUACAGCAGCAGGCAGCAGAUGGGGGUCACCCAACUGGAGAAAGGGGAACACCCCAGAUUGGGUGUUAAUGUGCUGGAGAUGCGUAAAAGGCAGCUUUUAAAGGUUUUUACGAUGGCCUACCCUGAUUGUCCCUCUUGUUUAUUUUGUUUUUAUAGGCAAAGCUGAGCGAGGACCCUACUCUUCUUUUGGAGCACAGGUAAAAUCACUUCUCUUCCAACGUGUCAAACGUUUUUUCUGUGUCCCCCUCUUCUCUCACUUCUCCCCUCUGAAGCCACUGUCUCUUCCUCUAAAUGAUGUUAUUGUGAAUGUGCCCACCUUGUCCUGUCUUCUCCUUCAUCCUUGAGUUGUUUUCUCCUCUCCCCCAUUCCCCCCCUCCUCCCGUCAACCUCCUCAUCCUCUUUCCUCUCUCAACAUUACUAUAAUCUCCCAUGCAGUAUUUGAGUGACUGACCUUGUCGUCUUUCCUCCUCUCUCAUUCCUCUCCUCCUCCUCUCCUGCGUAGCCGGGCUUUAUGCCCAGUGAGAUGCCCAUGCCCAGUCCUGAUGCCCUGUCACCCUCGGGCCUGAAGUCUGGCUCCCAGUUCUACCCCUCCCAAUUCAACCCUCGCAGGAGACCCACCCAGGAGAGCAUGGGUAAGGACAGAAACCACUGAAUAUUACCCCAUACAACACUCAUGCUAUCCCCAUUCCCUAGCAUGGAUACAUGCAAGGAAGAUGGUGCACAGAAUUAGAAUGGGUAGAAUAGACAUACCAGUGCCAAUUUUUGAAUUGAAGCUUACUUCCAUGGAAUGGCACUUCUAUUAACAUGCUUACUGCAUUGCAUUUGGUGUAAUUUUCGGACGUUCUACAUAGGGCAGGGCGAUAUAUUGAAUUAAUUUGAAUUAAUGUUUUUGCGCGAUAUUCCAAAUGCCAGUGUCGCAGAAUCUAGUUUUUUGGGGAUUUUUCGUUUUUAUGAGUGUUUAUGUCCGCUUGUUCUCAUAUUGUCUUUUUGGUCUCGUCUCCUUCACUCCUUCUGUGCACCUUCCCAUUUACACCAGAGAUCUGUAUAUGCUGCUAUACGAGAUGCUGAUGUCUCCGCCCUAACAAUGGGAGUCGUUGUCCCAAAGGCGGGAAGGCAGGCGACAACCUUAGGUUGAAAAUAAGCGCAUAGAAACGCAUUGGGCUUAUUUUGGCCAGAUUUUGGCCAGAGUGAAACCUCUGGCUUCGCCUCUUUCUCCCAAGCCCCUACCACUCACAACAACAAAGAUGAGACAUCACUUCUUCCUCUGACAAACGGUUUCUACUCGCUAUUUGAGGUUUGGUCCAACAGAAUCGUUCAUAUGGACACCGAAACACGUGGAGACAUUAUUUUACUGUAAUAGAGGAGAAGUUAACCUUUCGAACCAUACCCUGUUUGUUUCAACUCCUCAAAUUUCGAGCAGAGCAGACACUACUAAAACAGAUGUACCAAUGAACAUUCUUUCUGGAAAAUGUAUUCUCAGUUUGUUGCGUGCACAUUACGGUACCAUGUAUCGCUAGCAGCAUUUUAGUCAAAUAAAGAUGGUUAUACUAGCUGUUUAGUCUGUUUUUAUAAAUGUGCAAUAAGCAUAAAACAAUUAUAUAAGGAAUUGGCAACUCAUUAUCAUUCUGAAAAAUAAUGUAGGCCACUUGAUUUCAACAUCUGAACAAAGUGGACAGGCUAGCAUGCUGUUUAAACAGCUGGAGACGGACAGAAGGUUGUGUUCAUAACAAUUCAACUGUUUGCCUUGUUAGCUGAAUUCAGAGCUUGUGAAAUUAUACAAAUUGACUAAACUUUAAAUAUUAGCUGGUUAAUCACUUGCAUGUGGGCUUCUGCUUGAGAGAUUGUUAAUGAGACCGGUGUUAAUUUUCUUUAAUGCCUGCUACAUUAUUAGUGAAUGCGCAUUAUGCAGCAGAUAGCUUAGUGGUUAAGAGCGUUGGGCCAGUAAUCGAAAGGUCGCUGGUUCGAAUCCCCUAGCCGACUAGGUGAAAAUCUGUCGAUGUGCCCUUGAGCAAGGCACUUAACCCUAAUUGCUCCUGUAAGUCGCUCUGGAUAAGAGCGUCUGCUAAAUGACUAAAAUGUAAAUGAUUCUGGUGAAAUGUGUUACAAAAAGGGCAUUUUUAUAGACAGACCUGAAUGCCAGAUCAGUGAAUAUUGAAGAAGAAAAAAAAGCAGGUACAACUAUUUUGAUAAAAUAAUUCAAUUAUUAGUGGGUCUUAUGGUUGUGGAAUUCAUUAGAUUAUUGUUGACAUUUUAAAAUGCCGUGUAUUUGACCUUUUUAAUUGUACAACAAAGCUUACUUCGAGAAAACAUUUUUUUUUAAAUAGAUAAAUAUAUCGGGAAUCGCCCAUAAGUUUGAACAAAAAUAGAGGUUUGAGUUUUAGGCCAUAUCGCACAGUGCUAGUUCUCCAUGUCAAAAUGUAUAGCGUCGACUAAUUGCUACCUCUUUGUACAAUCACAUGGAAUUCAUGACCAUAUCCGCUCCACUAUUACUAUGUGGAGGAGAGGAGUUGCUCUUUAUUCUGGUUUAUAUUUCCGACUGUGAUUACCCUCACUUCUCCUACUGAGGUUUAAAAUAAGAACCUGAGAAAUCUCACUUCUGCUAAACCUGCAAGGGGAUUCAAUGAAAGGAGCAGUGGUGUGAGGCUGCUGUAUAAACACAUUGGUUGUAUAAGAUUAGAUUAUGUUUGAUUAAGGUAUUUAUUAUGGGCCAUAAAGACAGAUAUUCCUACCAGCACAGCGCUUACCAAAUGGACAAUUAAUUGGAAUGCCCUAACUGUUAGUACUGCUUUCAUAACUCUGUUGUUUCAUCUCCUGGGUUUGUUUGUUUGUGUGUCUCAGAUGCCCAGCCAAAAAAGAUCAGGAAAGUUCCCCCUGGCCUGCCCUCUUCGGUAAGUACUGUUACAUUCCCCAGCAUGAAAACCAAAAGUCGCUCAAAUAGAAGGGGGAACUAACAAAGUCACUGACCACAACCAAAACGAAACAGGUGGGUUUCAGGAGGGGUUCUGAAAGACACUCAUUGGGGUGUCCACUGAAAGUUGCAUAGCAACAACAACUGGGACCUAAAAGACACUCACCAUGAGCGCCCACUAAAUUUGCCCACUAAGAGGCAAACAAAAGAAAAACACACACCAAACAUAAAGAUGGGAAGCAAACCAAAAAGGUGGCGCAAAACGAAAUCAAAUAGGGAGAGCCAUCUAUCAAGACAACUGGAGCACUGGUCCAGCCGCUCUUAAAUAUCGCCUGGGCUAGCACAGUUGGAACACCUUCUGACUAACGAGAUGACAAGCCAGCACAGGUGUAACGCAUACUGACUAACCAGGUGACACCAAUCGGUGCCCUCAUCGUGCUAAUGUCCAACCUCGAAAUAUACAUGGAAAACCAAAGCCUGUAAAACUGUCCACCACCACACACACACACAGUCCCAGUGGAAUGGCAGGCUUCUCCCUGGUGUUUAGAGCAGCAGCCUACCUGGCAGAGAGAGAGCCUCAAGCCCCACAGCUGUGUGCCUUGCACUGCCGAAGAGGUGAAAAAAUAAACAGAGCCCUGCUCAUUCACCCAUUCAUUUAUUUAGACAUAUGUAUUUCUAGAGGGUUGUAUUUCUAGGCCAUUUAUUUUAUAGAUGUGCGUGCAUUCCUUCCAGCCCAGCACCCUCGUCCACACAUUACUUAAGGGAAAUAAUUAUGCUUGAUGACAUGCAGACCUGGCCUUUACCUGACUUCACUAUACUGUUUCUGCUCUUCUCCUGUACACUGUCGCUCUCCCUUCAACUCCCUCACUAUCUUUUUUUUCUCUCUCCCUCCCUCUUGUGUUCUCUACUUCCUCCCCUCCUUUCUGUUUCUCUCUCGCCCUCCCCCCUCUCUCUCUUCCUCCAUCCCCCUCGUUCUCUCCCUCCCCCAUCCCUCUAUCCCAGCUGCCCGUAGAGUUGGCUGCAGUCCAGGAAUGGGCAGAUGGCACAGUAAUUAGUAGUGCAUCUCUCCAUUCCCUUUUGUACCUCUCCCCCACUUCCUCUCUUCUUCUCUCUGUUCAAUCAAAUAACAGCAAAAACUUAACUGUGUAAGAUCCGAGUUGUCGGGCGCAUAGUUUGAUUCUCUAACGCCUGCCAGAACAGAGCUGAUUCUGAGGGCUCUGCUAAUUCACGACCUCAGGACUUUCACCUCUUUAGUAACAUGUCAGAGACUACUAGCAAUCCUAUGGGUGAUGCUCUGUAAGCCACAGAGGAGACUGGAUCAUGUGUGGGCGACAUCCCUCUUUUUCAGCCAGUAAAGAAUCCAUUUGUUGUCUUGGUAACAGUGCAUUAAGAUGAUGUCAGAUAUUCGGAUCAUAGGGAGUUCAGACAUUGUGCUGGGUUAAUGGCAACCUCCAUGUCAUUAGUUCAAGGCAGUGUAUUCAACCUACAUCCAGCAGAUUGUACAGGUGCACACAGAGUUUAGGCAGUACUGUGUAUAGGUCAAGUGAUUUCAUAAAACGUGUCUGUGGACUUCUUGUCAUUUUCAGUCUGUUAAAAACCUUCCACACUGCUUAUUACUAGAGAGAAGUCAAUGCCCCAGUGUCCUCAAAUGUCAGAGGCUGUCGAUUUUAAAUUAAGCAAUAAAAAUACAUAAAAUGUUUGCCGCAAUUGUAAAACCAACAAUUGAGAAGUGCUAUAUUAUGUGCGGGUGGAAGGGUGUGUAGGGAUGGGUGGGUAUCCUAAUAAAGAUAUCGAAACACGUUUUUUGACCACACCUAGUCUACUAUUUCCAAUCAAUUGGGAAUUAUUAUUAGAAAGUACUCCAUGUUUGAUGUACUCAUCUCCCUACUGUGUGUGUGUUCUGUAGGUCUAUGCGUCGGCCUCAGGAGAGGACUAUAACAGAGAUGGUGCAGGGUAUCCUGCCUCCAAGCCUGGAAACGUGGGCUACCCCGGCUCCUUCUACAUGCAAGGUCAUUACUUUAUACCAGAUCAUGUCUGGGGGCCAAAACUACACAAUAUACUUAUCAGAGUGGGUUAAUCCAUAGUGCUAACUCUGCUAUAUGGAGAAAGUGGAACAAAACACAUUUUUAGGUGAGGUAAAUCAAUUGAAUAAUUAAUUAGCUGGCCAAUGAUGUCAUAUGUGAUGUCUAUGGUGAUGACCCAUUCCUGUCUUUAUUUUCUCUCAUUCUGCCUGUGGAAACACCUUAUGGCAGUGUGAUAGUUGGUAGAGCAUGGCGCUUGCAACGCCAGGGUUGUGUGUUCGAUUCCCACGGGGGGCCAGUAUGAAAAAAAUAAAAAUGUAUGCACUCCCUAACUGUAAGUCGCUCUGGAUAAGAGCGUCUGCUAAAUGACUCAAAUGUAAAUGUAAAUGAUAGUGAGUGAGUCAUAGCCCCGAGCUAACAUGAUACUCCACAUACCCUGCCUGCCCUGCGUAUCUGUCUGUACACUAGGAUGAAGUCAUCAGGCGGAUGUGACAUGCUUCAUAUGUGGCCCCUUAAUGUCUUAUCUCUGGAGGCUGCUUGUCCCUCUGGUGCUCACUCUCUCUCUCUUUCAUCCACACCCCUCUCACCACCCCCCUACCCUCCACACACAAACACCCAUCCCACCCUUCCCUCAUCCUCUGUACCCCCCACACCCCUAUCACCCCCCCCUACCCUCCCCUGCUCUGUCCCUUCCCCUGGUUCCCCCUGACAGAAGGCCUGCACCCCUCCCCUGACCCGUGGAGUUCUGCCGGGUCGAUGGGGCAGCCGGGCUACUCUACAGCCAUGCUGGGUAACUCCCCCCACCUGGGCCAGCCUGCCCCCUUCACCGCCAUCAACCCCCAGGACAGACUGGUGAGACUACUCUCACACAUAUACACAUACACACCAACUGGUUCUCUGUUUAAAUAAAGGUUACAUAAGAUGGUAUACACCAUUGUCAUCUCUCUCUCCCAACACCCAGAGAAUGACUUUAAGCCUGUUUUUGUGCAGAAGCGCCAGCCGCUGCCUCUCUCACCCCAGAACUACCCCCUUCACGGCAGUGAGGUGAACGGGAGCUUCCACUCUGGAUCCACUGGCUAUGGAGUCUCCAACCACACCUCCCCCAUCAACGGAACAGACACCAUCAUGGGUAUGACUGUCUACCACUGACACUAUGUAGACUAGCUUUUUCUAUAUAUCUUCCUGUUCGUAUCUAUCUAUUUUUCUCUUUCUCUCACGUUCUGCCUCUUCCUUUGUUAAUUUCUCCCUUUACUUCUAUAUUUUCUUCCAAAUUGAAAUGUCAGUUCUAAUAGUUUGCUAUCUACUUUGUUCCAUCACAGCCAACCGGGGGACAGGAAGCUCAGGAGAUGAGAUCGGCAAAGCCCUGGCAUCGGUGAGUAGAGUGGCACAGACCACAUCAACCAUAGUCUUCAGGGAUUACGCCAUGUUGAUUCAUCCACCGAGACUAAGAAAAAACUAGGGCUGAACCCAAUUUGUCGACUGGUCGAUAAUUUUUUUUAUCGUUAGGCUGUUGGUCGACCGAAAUUGUUUUAGUCGAGCAGUAAUGUUAUAUAUAAUUGUGUGUGUGUGUGUGUGUUUGUUUAUAUAUAUAUAUAUAUAUAUAUAAACAAACAAUCUCCAUCUCAGUGAACUAAUCCAUUGCUGAGGCCUAGACUAAAACCCAAUUUAUGCUUGAUCCGAAAAUGUGGUCGGAGGCUCCAUAUGGAGGGUGUGAUGCAAUUGCAGAGCCUCCAGAGGCAUGCAGAGGCCAAAUCGAGCUCCGUACCGCAUCGCCAUGCUCCUCCCAAAUUUGUUAAUAAUGCGGAGGACCCUGUAUAGCUCCGCAUUGACAUGACUGGUUGGCGGUAGGUGGGUGGCGGUACAUCCUGUAUAAACACAAAUUCACUUCCUUAACAACAUUUCUGCACUGCUCCACGAAGCGCAAGAAGUAUGAAUGCCCUGACUUCUGCUGAGGCCGUAUCACCUUAAAUGCUGCAUGGCCAAUGCAGCUGUCGGAUUGAGCAUGCGCCCAGAUGCACAAUGCACUUCUCUCUCCAGAAUGUCUCUCUCUCGUCAAUUUGUGCACAUUCAUUGUUUCAUAACUUAAUUGUGUGAAUUGUUUGCGUUUGGUUGUUAGUGUAUAUCAAUUCCCCAUUACAUAUAUCUCCAGUAGUACAUUUACCAUUAAUUCCUAUAAUUUCUAAUCUACAAUGUUUGUUACUUUGGUUACGGUAAUUUCUGUUAAUGCAUUCAAUAUUAUUAUUAGUCUUCCCGUUAUCAUUGUCGGAGAUGACACAUUGUUUGCAGAGUGCACAACCUAUGCUACACUUGUGAGAAUCCAAACAGAAGUUUUGAGUUAUUUCAUUGCAUUUACAAGUUUUGUCAAUUUAGUCAUUGUCUUUUUUUUGGAGUGCUCCUGUCAAUGUUGAGUAGGCCUAUAGGCUACCUGCGUGCAAAUGUAGGCAUAUGAAUGUGCCCAUUUGGGGAUCUGAUAGUAUUUCUGAUUGGCUUAAUGCACCACCACUAAUGACCUGUGUAGCUUCUCAAAGUAAUGUUUUCUUCACCUCAAACAGCAAGCAAACAGUCUGUUUUUACAUCCAUUGAGAAUUACAAUAGUUUCUCAAUGUAUUUGAAAAAUCUUUCCAGCUCUCUCCCUUUCGAUAACCACUCAGCAUGAAAGGGAAAAAUGUAAUGCUCUGAUCCAGUGGAAACGUCAUAAAAUAGGCGUACCUGAUUACAUCUUAUCAGUGCUUGACUUAGACUGAAAUAGGUUCCGGUACUCAUUUUGGGUGCUGGUACUGUUUAUAUUUAGGUGCAGGAGCCCCACAAUACUAUUGAGCUAAUAUUCUAUAAGAUGAACAGGAGCUCAAGCAGUAGAAAAUGUGAGGUGCCUGUACUCCGCUCAGGUGAGCUCCUGCUCAAGUCAAGCACUGCUUCUUAUCCCUUGCGCAGAUAGCCUACAGCUGUGUCUGUCCAGAGCUCACUGGCACAAGAAACUCUUGAGGGGCCCAGAAUAUUUUAUACAAUGUUGCAAGUUCUCUACCCCAAGCUUUGGGCAGGACCCAAGUUAAUAGUUGAUACAAUGUUUCAAGUUUGUUGCAGACAGGCCAUGUGUAGCCAAUGUGAUAUUAAUUUUUAUCAGGAUAUUUCCUACCUGCAGGCUGAAAUGUUUUUAUUUGUUGGUUUUAUGUAGGCUAUUUUUACAUUGUUGGCAAUGGCAAUAGAAGUUACUUUCUAGGUUUGUAUCAUUUUCAUUUAGAUUUGGAUAUAAUUUUGACCCCAUGACAAUGAUUUUGAGAUAUGAAGACGUUAUAAUAAAUUAAAUUAAACUGUUUCAUGAAAAUGUCCAUAUGAAAACCAUAACUGGCACGCGGAUUGGUAGAAAUGGUAAGAUAAAUUGGCAUUCCACAUGAGAAAGGUUGCCGACUCCUCCUGUAACUUAUUACCGGCAACUUCAGGAGAGUAAUGGCAGAAUCUGCGAAAGCCAGCAGGAACGGGAGGAGAAUAGUUAGGUCAGGUGAAUUAUUUUUCUUCUUCUGGUUAUCUAGAUCUCUGGCACCCUCUUGAGGCAUUUUUCUUAUUUCUUCAAACAGUAAGCUUAAAGCAUCAGACAAGCUCAUUGCAUAUAGUUGAUUUGAUUAAAACACAGGGUGUGUCUAUACAGUGCCUUGCAAAAGUAUUCAUCCCCCUUGGCGUUUUUCCUAUUUUGUUGCAUUACAACCUGUUAUUUAAAUUGAUUUUUAUUUGGAUUUCAUUUAAUGGACAUACACAAAAUAGUCCAAAUUGGUGAAGUGAAAUGGAAAAAAUAACUUUUUCCAAAAAUUCAAAAAAAUAAAUUAUGGAAAAGUGGUGUGUGCAUAUGUAUUCACCCCAUUUGCUAUGAAGCCCCUAAAUAAGAUCUGGUGCAACCAAUUACCUUCAGAAGUCACAUAAUUAGUUAGAUUGCACACAGGUGGGCUUUAUUUAAGUGUCAAAUGAUCUGUCAUCUCAGUAUAUAUACACCUGUUCUGAAAGGCCCCAGAGUUUGCAACACCACUAAGCAAGGGGCACCACCAAGCAAGCGGCACAAUGAAGACCAAGGAGCUCUCCAAACAGGUCAGGGACAAAGUUGUGGAGAAGUACAGAUCAAGGUUGGGUUAUAAAAAAAUAUCAGAAACUUUGAACAUCCCACAGAGCACCAUUAAAUCCAUUAUUAACAAAUGGAAAGAAUAUGGCACCACAAAAAACCUGUCAAGAGAUGGCCGCCCACCAAAACUCACGGACCAGGCAAGGAGGGCAUUAAUCAGAGAGGCAAAAAAGAGACGAAAAUAUAACCCUGAAGGAGCUGCAAAAGUCCACAGCGAAGAUUGGAGUAUCUGUCCGUAGGACCACUUUAAGCUGUACACUCCACAGAGCUGGGCUUUACAGAAGAGUGGCCAGAAAAAAAGCCAUUGCUUAAAGGGGAAAAAAUAAGCAAACACGUUUGGUGUUCGCCAAAAGGCAUGUGGGAGACUCCCCAAACAUAUGAAAGAAGGUACUCUGGUCAGAUGAGACUAAAAUUGAGCUUUUUGGCCAUCAAGGAAAAUGCUAUGUCUGGCGCAAACCCAACACCUCUCAUCACCCCGAGAACACCAUCCCCACAGUGAAGCAUGGUGGUGGCAGCAUCAUGCUGUGGGGAUGUUUUUCAUCGGCAGGGACUGGGAAACUGGUCAGAAUUGAAGGAAUGAUGGAUGGCGCUAAAUACAGGGAAAUUCUUGAGGGAAACCUGUUUGUCUUCCAGAGAUUUGAGACUGGGAUGGAGGUUCACCUUCCAGCAGGACAAUGACCCUAAGCAUACAGCUAAAGCAACACAAGUGGUUUAAGGGCAAACAUUUAAAUGUCUUGGAAUGGCCUAGUCAAAGCCCAGACCUCAAUCCAAUUGAGAAUCUGUGGUAUGACUUAAAGAUUGCUGUACACCAGCGGAACCCAUCCAACUUGAAGGAGCUGGAGCAGUUUUGCCUUGAAGAAUGGGCAAAAAUCCCGGGGGGGGGGGGGGGGGGGUGAAUAGUUAUGCACGCUCAAGUUUUUAGUUUUUUCUUAUUUCUUGUUUGUUUCACAAAAAAAUAUAUUUUUCAUCUUCAAAGUGGUAGGCAUGUUGUGUAAAUCAAAUGAUACAAACCCCCCCAAAAGUAUAUUUUAAUUCCAGGUUGUAAGGCAACAAAAUAGGAAAAAUGCCAAGGGGGUUGAGUACUUUCGCAAGCCACUGUAUAUGGAAAAAUAUGUUUAGAAAUGUCAACCAAUCGAUGGGUCAAAAGAACAGACGACUUUCAGUCGACCAUGAUUUUUUUAAAGUUUGGGACAGCCCUAGAAAAAACUAUCUGCAAAUAAAAGAGAAUGCCAAGUCUUAUGUAGUUUUCUGUGUCACAGAUCUUACUACUAUCAAAUUGCAUACUACAAUGCUCCAAGCAUGCAAAUUGGAGCACGGGAGGGUCAGAUUAUGAAUCCAAAUCAAAGUAUUCGAAACGGCGCACGGAGGGCACUUCUUGAAUGCAUACUCUGUUUGUACAUAUUUUGAAGCAUGCAUCGAUGCAAGCUUCAACAGAAAGUAUGCAAAGAAAUAUGACGCAACCACGUAAAAAAUGUACCACAUUUUCUUGAAAUCAAUGGCGGACAUUAUUUGAGCUGAAGCGAGAGAAAAUUCACUCAGACUUCAGAAUGAAGUGUUGCCUAUUCACAUCUCAUAUGUUGCCUGACUACAAUAUUUUAUCUUGAUACGUUAAUAAAUACAUGCUGUGUAAAUUUUGGCAUGGUUACCUGCCUACAAUACCCACUAUGGUGUGCGUAGGUCGCAAGCCCAUAUUAAUCAAUAGUGUUAACUGGCUAGCUACUAUUGUUAGCUAGCCAGAUAGCCACGAAGAAUUGACAUCUUCCUUGGAUAACAUUGGUUUUAGGUCAUUUUUGCCUGUAGGGCUAACUGGCUAGCCACGAAGAAGUGUUAGCUAGCUAUCCACAAGGAAUCGACAUCUACUGUACCUUGCAUAACAUUAGUGUAGGUAAUUUUUGCCUGUUUAGUUGGCUAGCUAGAUUACAACGAUUCACAUAUAUCUAGCUAAUAUUUAUGAAGUAAAAUGUUUGCUUGGUGUACAUCUUGUUUCAUCUCUGUUGUUGCUAUUGUCCUGGCUGGAAGAAGGUUCAGUAAAUGGGGAGAUGCAGCUUGCGGUAAUACAUUAGGGGGAGUGCGAGUGCUUCUCAAAUGUUAUGUUUAUGCAUUCUCCCCACACUCGUCCUCACAAGAACGUACUCAAGAGAAUGUCCACGGAGAAUGCACUUGGAGCAUGACAGUGUGGAGCACUGUAGUAUGCAUAUUGAGAAACACCCACCAUUUCAUGUUGUCUUUGUUUCUGUGUAGAUUUAUCCCUCAGACCACAACAGCAACACCUUCCCUUCGUCUCCGUCUACUCCAGUGGGCUCUCCCCAGGCCAUAGCAGGUGAGUGGGCAGGGAGAAUACACCUGUAGCUAGGAGGAUCACACCUAGGUUAGUUAGCCCUUAGUGAAACUUAGCAUAGCGUUUCCCAAAUGGUGGGUUGGAGCCUACUGCUAGUUCCUAUUCCGUCGUGAAUUAAGACUGGGAUAAGGCGUUAUUUUGCUAAGUCUUUGGGUGAGUGAAAGGGCAAAAACGUUAGUGAAUCGCUUACCUAUGAGAUCACAACUGAUUUAGUCCUUAGGGGGCCCUAUCCUGGGGUGUAAGGUUACAGCCACUUGGAAAACGACAAGAAAAUAUAUUUUGCAGAGGAGGCCUAAAUGACACUCUGUUUACAAUGAUAAUAUGGCUCCAUCUAUUGGUUUAGAGUGGAACUGAGUAAUGAGAUUAGGUUCUUGCUUAACAACAACAGUGCUUUGAGUGUGGCGUCUGAAAUGGGGUUUAGGGUUGACUGCUGUUUAGCCGUCAUGAAUGGACCGUUUGCCUGAUCGAUGGACAGACCCACUCUUGCGGUUAGCGCCAACUAUUUUCACAGACCCAUAAGGUUGUUGUCCAGAUGCUCAAUGUCUCGGUCUCUGUAGGUUCUGCCUCUCAGUGGCCCCGGGGUUCGGGACAGGCCACACCUUCUCCAAACUUCGAGGGUGGACUGCAGGCCCUGGUGAGUUACAUAGCAUGUUCAACUCCAUGCAUGUGUGCAGUCGCACUGGUAUGAGUAACAGCCCUAGAAGAUAGAAAAUACCACCUUGAUCCUAAGCCAGUUGGAUUAAUUGAAGUCGAUAAGUAAACAGUGUUGACUCAUUUGUUUUACUAGCAAAACAAGAUGGAGGACCGUUUGGAGGAGGCCAUCCAUGUGCUGCAGCGUCACGCCGGGGGACAAGGGGGUCCAGGCGGGCUGGCUGACAUGCACAGCCUCCUCAGCGCCGGGAUAGGAGGCCUCGCCCAGGCCUUCAACAACGCUGGCCUGGGACUGGCCAACAGACUGCCCAGCCUGGUAAGAACAGGAGGGAUAAAUAUAUAGUGGCCAUAUCUAGUCACGUGGAUGGUGUAAUGGUUUAGGGUGUUAUGUCCAUUGAUUAGAGUCAUGCUAUUAUGUACAUCCUCCUUCAUGUAAUACCAAUGUAACACCUACAUGUCUGUAAUACUGUCUAAUUGCCUAAUCCAUGGUUCUCAUCUGCUCUGUAGAUGUCCAACCACCAUGAGGACUCGACUGGUCUGCCCUCUGGUGGUGGUGUGCAUGGUCACCACGGCCCUCCCUCUGGCAGCCAGCCUGAAGGCUUCACCAGUGAGUUUUUUUUCCCCCUCACUCUUUCUUUUCCUCUCGUCAUUUCAGGAAAGGACACACAAUGUUUGUGACUAUCUGUCUUUCUCAAAUGAUCUGCUGUGCUUUUCAUUGACUUAUCCCCCCCUAUCUUCCCUCAGGCCUCUCUCGCUCCACACACUCAUCCAGUGGCUCUGACAUCAAAAGGGAGGACAAGGAGGAUGACGAGAAUUCCUCCGUGGCUGACAAGUCAGAGGAUGAGAAGAAAGACUCGAAGGCCCGCACUCGAACAAGGUGACUAACCCCUCUGAUAAUAGGGAUAGAACAUAUCAUGAACACACACAUCCAUACGAUUGAAGUCCGUCUCUCUCGACCAAAUCCUAACUUGAGAUGCGCGUAUGUGGGGUCUGUGCCACUGUCAUAAAGGGGGUAAACUCUCACUCACUGAACACGAUCAUUAUUUAUUUUAUUAUUUAAUACUUGAAAAUGAUUAAAUCAAUUCAGGGAGUGCAGGUUUACCCUCGUUAUUUCAACGUAACACGGCCCCAGCACCCAAAAAGAGGUUAUUCUCCGUAGCACUGUUGUCAUUUUUGCCCUCGUGUCUACCGUUGUUUUCAGAGAGACGUUCUCCUUCCAGACCUUCUCCUCCUCCCUAUCAGACACGGGAGCAGAGUAAGUCUGCAUCCAAUCACGUGAGCCUCUCACCUAAGGGGGUGUGGCCAUAGAUAUAUACAGCUAUUUCAUUAUUUUGAGAAUAAUGGAAGAAAAAAACGGAUUAUAUCAGAACCAUUUUAGACUGUGGGCAGAAUUUCAGCAUAAUUGGUCUACUCAGGCAUAGCAAACGUUUUUCUCGUUCCUUGAGCCAUGCUGUUAGUGCCUUGAGAAUUAAGGUUUGUAUCUUCUUGAAAUUAUAACAUAUUCUCAUAGCACACAAUCUCUGAAGCAGAUACCCUGAGUUUAAUAACUGAUGGCGUAAGUAUUAUGAAUGUUCAAUUUGAUGCCUUUCAUUUCCUUUAAAUAAGAUGGUGUCAUGUCAGAGCUAUUGCAUGAAUGUAAACCUGGCUUUUACCAUAAGAACAUUUUAUACAUUUAUAAAGAAAAGCUGUUUAUGUUCUGUCAGUUUGCAGAAAUAUGUAACUGGGGAUUUAUAUAAAGUCCUGUUUUGUUGUAAAAUUGCUAGCAACAUGUUUGCCCCAAAAUACUUACUUGCUUAAAGAAUGAGGAGCUAAUUCUUUGUAAUCAUAGUCCACAAACUAGUACAGCACCCUCCCUGAAUGAUAGAAUUGAGUAAUUGUCUAGCAUGAACAGAACAUAAUACUUGUUUGGACAGUCUUGUCCACGUUAGUAGAUAUGUCAGCCAUACCCAUGUAAUGUCUUCUAUCCCCCCCUUCCAACCAAACCCCCCCCCCCCCCCCCCCCCCCCCCCCCCCCCGGCCCUCAUCAGUCGUGAUGAUGAGGACGAGGAUGAAGAGGAUCUGCCGCCGGAGGUGAAGGUGGAGCGGGAGAAAGAGCGGCGGGUGGCGAAUAACGCCCGCGAGCGUCUGCGCGUGCGGGACAUCAACGAGGGCUUUAAGGAGCUGGGGCGCAUGUGUCAGCUCCACCUGACUAAUGAGAAACCCCAGACCAAACUGCUCAUUCUGCACCAGGCCGUUAAUGUUAUACUCAACCUGGAGCAGCAAGUCCGAGGUCAGUGUGCUGUCACUGGGGUCCAGGUUUAGACAGGAGAAAAGACCAGGGUAGGGCCGCGUCCCAAUUCUGAUGGUUUCUAGUCCCCUUGUCUCCUUUUCUUCAGGUUGACGGGAUGUGUCUCGGUAGUCUUGAAGGGUUUGCUCUCUGUGACUCUUUUCCUUCAUUGAUGUGAUGUAAUUGGAAAGGUGUCAGUCAUAUUGCUUUCACCUGUUCUGUGUUUUUAGAUCAUUGCAAAUGAAGGAGAGGAGACUAGGAGAGGAGGCCACUUUCAAGUAUCGAGAUGCUGCCUUUAGACAAGUUUCCAACCAUCAAGUCCUGUUUGUUGAUCAGUGAUGAUGGGAGGAAAGGGGAUGAGGAAAGGAGGCUAUUUAGACUGUUCGGGACUAGCCCUUCUCCAGUCCUAUAAGGCUUUGCUGCUGUGGACACACAUACAGGCCAGCACUGGACUCAUGUCUGGUCUGGUGAAGUAUGUGUUGCCUGAUCUAAAUGGCAUGGGGCUGUCUGUCUGGGCUGUCUCCACUGUAAAAGAUGCUUCAUGUGACUCUGCCUCACCCUCCACUAUAUUAACAUUACAUCUCUGAUUUCCUUUAUUUGCUUCUAUUGCUGUCUAUGUCCCAUCACUGUGCUUCUUGUCUGAGGCCUUAGCAACAUAGCAACACACAUUUUACAUUUGAACAACAUCUUCUUACACUUCACGUUAAAAUGAUUUCAGGACCAGAUGAUGGCUUCUGUAUUCGUUUCAUCAGCUUUGGCUAAUGGCCCAAUUUUGAAGUGUGAAGAUUAUUUUGUCUGAAGGGGUUUUACAUUUUUCCAAAUGUAAAACACUCUUAAGCAACAUACCACCGUCCCAAGUUACGUUCUAGUCUUGUUCUCGUCAUUUUAUUUCUCUGUGUUGAACUUAUGUGGGCUUGUCUGCUCUGUUAUCCACAACAAAGAAAGGAUAGAAGUUCAGGCAGCUAUCAUUUGACUUUUACAAAUGUGUUACUGUUAUCUGGCUCUAUGCAUUGACCCCCCCUCCCCCCCUGUAUUCUGCCUGCUGAUUGGCUAUACAAAUGCAGAUACAGGCUGUGAUUGGAUGGAGGGGCUCACUGUUCUGCUCCUAUCCCAUUCCUCCUCAAUGUAUUAACUUAACCCUUCACUUCCUUAUUGCAAUGUCUCUGUUGCAUGCCCUUAUUUGUCAAAUGUUAACCUUUUUCAUUUACUGAUUUUAGUUAGUCAUCUCCAUGCCUCCUCUCCCUCUCUUCACCCCCCCUCUCUCUCUCUCUCUCUUUUCGUCGUUUACUUUUGCAGAUGGCAGCAGUGAUUUCAGCUUCCUUUCAUUCAGAUAAAUACAUCUCUGACCGCGGAUGUAUUUAACAUGAGGCACCAGUGGCAUUCAGCUCUCUGUCUGUAUUCCUGUUUCCCAUUCUCUCCCCCUGGCUUCCUCUGUGGCCUUGUGUAUGAUCUAGACCUGGCAGAGGGUGUGUCGCUCUCUUUCUCCUUCUCUUCCUUGGUCUUCUUACCUCCUCACUGACAGCCCCCCAAAGUCCUCAUAUUAUCCUCUCUGACUCCCACCCUGGACCCUGAUCAGCAGAAGACAGACUUGUCUUGGCUUUGUCAGAUUCCAUUUGGAACAUUUGGUCUGAUAGUUGUCAACUCAUAACGGCUCAACAUUCAAAACGCUCAAUUUUACAAAAUAACCCUAAAAUGAUCUAUUUUGGCCAAGUGAAAGUCUGCAGAGAAGUAAUAAAGUUGCUUUGCGAAAACGGUUUGGUUGUUACAUGCCAAUUUUCAUUCUUCAGAUGUGAAUAUAAUUUGCAAGGACCUACGCGGUGCCUUCGCUGACAGUAACAGUAGUGCUCUGGCCUCAGGAUUCCUCUAUAAAAAAAUAAAAAAAACAUAUUAAAGAAAGAAAAUGAUUUUUGGCGGUCCAUCCCUCCGCUCGAUCUCUCGCUCUCCUGCACCUUGGCACCACUCCACUGGGAUCAUCCAUUCGUGACCCCCACCUCCUCACUGGAAUACAUUGUCCAUCCGGACCUCCGCAGCUUUCUGCUGCUGGCCUCCUGCCCAAAUAUGGCACUUAAAUAAUGAAUGCUGUCACGGUCAGCCAACCAGGCCGUCUGCUCUAGGAUGUGAAUUGAGUAGUGUGCAGGAAGCAGGGAAUGCUCUAGCCCCUCUGAGGGCACACUCCAGGGAGAGGCUGCCCCUAAAUGCUCGUCUAGGAUCAGAUCUAAUGAUGAGCUAACUAUGCCAGACAAAAGACAGGAACAGACCCUGGAACAGCAAUUUGCUAUCCACAGAAACUAUCUGCAGAAACUGUCCUUAGUGCUGUAUUUAGGGGCAACUUAAAUCUGUAGGGGCAACUUGGAGGGUAAAAGCAGCAGGUGUUGGGGUAUACCAUAACGACCCUCCUCCCUCCUCAGCAGCAGCAGCUGCAGCACAGCCUCGCUGAACGAUGAGAACCUGACGGCCGAGGAGAAGGAGAAGCGCGAGCGGGAGCGCCGCUCGGCCAACAACGUCCGGGAGAGGGUGCGCGUGCGUGACAUUAACGAGGCGUUCAGGGAGCUGGGCAAGAUGGUGCAGGUGCACCUGCGCAGCGACAAGGCCCAAACCAAACUCAUCAUCCUGCAGCAGGCCGCGCAGGUCAUAAUGGGUCUGGAGAAGCAGGUCCGAGGUAGGCCUCUCUUUACGAAUAGAUCCAGAACCGCCCACCACCUUCACCCAGCCAAUUAGCUCUUAAUACGGGGCCUGGAGAAGCAGGUACAAAUUAGGGCUUCCUGUACCAACCGACCCAGUAAUGUCCACCUCCAACCAGUCAACUAGCGCUUGACUAGUAUGACGGUUAAAGAGAUCAUACUGUGCCUGGAGAUGCAGGUGCGACGUAGGGCUUCCUUUUAGCUGUGGAAGGCUUCCUUACCAAAAAUACCAGAUCCAGUAGGAUUCACCUAUAGGCCCUCUACCUCCACUCAACCACCCAAUCAGCACUCUCACCUCUACAUGCGCUCACCUGCCUCUGACUGUCCUUCUAUCCUCUUGGACAAUGGAAAGAGGGCGAGCAAAAAGAGAUGGAGCUGGGGAAGAUGGGGGCUGCACCUCUGUCAAAUACUUAAUGACCUCACCACUGCUGCCGUCUGGUCGUUCGUCUGUCCUGUCCAGCUGUCUCUUCCGUUCUCCAUUUUGGUCUUCUGUCCUCCAUGCUUUUCGAUGAUAUACUUUUCUAUUUGUUUCAUGACUAGAAUCUCGCAGCAUUUACACCUUAAUCAUACCUUCUUUGCCUGUCACAUCUCCCUGCCUUUUUGUUUUUAACAUCUCUCGUUCUUCGAUACGCCUAACCUUCUCAGUUUACUAGAAUAUACUGUGAAACCUGAUGUUUCUGCCCCUUGCUUCCAUCUCUUUGACAAUUUUCUCGAUUGUGCUCACCAUUGGUUUACCUGAAGUUUCAGACAAAACCUGUAGUUCCACUUCACCCCUCUGAUUCUAACCUGUGUCGCCUCUUCCUAAAGAGCGUAACCUGAACCCCAAGGCAGCAUGUCUGAAGCGGAGGGAGGAAGAGAAGGUUUCGGGGGUGGACCCCCAGAUGCAGAUGGGAGGGGGGCACCCCGGGUUAGGGGGCGAUGGACACAACUCUGUGAGCCAUAUGUAACACCGAGGUAAGUUCUCAUUGUCUGCUGUCAUACUGUAACUGUCCAUAUCACAUGUAUUGUUGUGGCAUGUGUGUGUUACCAUAAUAUAACAAUCCCUGUUUCUCUCUUCCAGCUCCUGAUCCUGUUGAUUGUACAGCUCUUAGAAGACGUGGCCUUACUCUCUUAUCAUGCAUCUCAGUGUGCGUCAAUCCACAAAGGUGCUCUCUAUAUAUGCUAGCACAUAUAGUGGAGAAGCGCGUUCUCACACAGACACACACACAGACAGACGGACACAGACACAAAACUGACAAACGCCAGUGGCCACAUUCCUGACCAUGAACACGAGCAACAUACACACCUAUACACACACAGAGUUUUGAAGAUUACUUACAGUAAACACACCCUGAACUCCAAGGAGAGACUGGAUCACAGGCAGAGGAAAUGUAAACGCAACAGUUUUUUGUCUAAUGGUCAUGUUUUUGUAAGCCAUUUUGAAGAAGUUGCUUUACAUGUUGGGAGCAAAAUUUGUUUGGAUCAAAUAGUAUUUUUGGAUCAAUUGCUCAUGUGCGCAACCUAGGAUUUUGUGUCCUUUGAUAGUCAUUUGCCAUUCCCACCUGAAAAGGAGGUCUUACUUUCAUUACAAGAAAAGGUGACAUCAGAAUCUAACCUGUAUGAGUAACUAUGUGCCUGAGAACAUGCAUAACGCCAAGGCUGGGCAAGUUACAAUCGUCGUCGUCCCCACCACCAUUUUUAUUUUUUUCUCAAAAUGUCAAACACAGAAGUAGAGUUUGAGGUAUCCAGCCACCCCACCAGAAUUGAAAGGACUGGACUGUCAUAGUGACAAUUGGACACUUAUUGAAUUGGCAGGCAGAGUGCUGUUAUAUAGCACAAUGAUAAAAAGAAACCCUAGCUAACUUUGGCCAUAUUUCUUUGUUUAUGCCUUCUCAUAAGGGCUGCCCAGACACAGGCCCGUCUGAAGGAUUAGUAUGGUGUGUUUUUUUAAUUUUUAAUCCAGGGAUCCUACAAGACUUCCAUUUUUGUCCUCAUCUGUUUGUUGUCACUGCCAUGAGUGGAGUUGAAGGACUGCCAGUGAGGAAGGUGAGCUCAUCAAUACAUACCGAGACCCAGGACAGGUCAUGAUGACUCGCUACUAGCUGAAAACCACUCCCUGUUCACCUACUAUUCCACAGGAUCACACGGGCAUGGUCAUCUCAAGACUUCCUCACUCUGUCUUGGGGAGAUUGGACUGAAACAUGCAGGAAGUGUGUGUGCUCUGAACCAGAGCAAGCCUCUCUCCCUCCACUCCCUCUACCUUACCCGUCUUUACCCCACCUGUUCUGUUUCCAUUUCAGCCAGGCCAUGUGGACACAUGGUCAGUAUACUCUGCCCCAAACUCAGUCAACCACCUGCCUUCAUUGACUUCUCCUCUUCACGUUUGUUCAGCAAGUGUCGUCAGUUGGCAAGGCAAACCUAGAUGUCCAGGUCAUGCGAACUUAA
Molecule: messenger RNA, 31824 nt
Organism: Coregonus sp. 'balchen'
Lineage: Eukaryota; Metazoa; Chordata; Actinopteri; Salmoniformes; Salmonidae
Source: the annotation of a GenBank genome assembly